UAUCAGUCGUCGUUUAAGGACGAAGGGCCGCUCGAUUUUCGGGAUCGCUCGACCACGGAAGAAAAACCUGCGGCGCGAUGAAGACGGUGUUCGUCAUUCUGGCGCUCAUAGCCGGCGUUCUCGCGGCACCGCAAUCCAAUCCGAACGAUAUCACGAUCGUGAAGCAGGAGGAGGUGAACAACAUAGGGGUAGGUGGGUAUCACUUCAGUUACGAGCAGAGCGACGGUCAGAAGAGGGAAGAGACGGCGGAGCUGAAGAACGAGGGCACCGAAAAUGAGUCCCUCAGCGUCGUGGGUAGCUUCAGUUUCAUCGCGCCGGACGGACACACGUAUAGGGUUGAUUACACCGCAGAUGAAAACGGAUUCCAUCCGACUAUCAAUCUCGUCGCAAAGUAAGCGGACUCGAGGACUGAAGUUACAUCACCUUAGGUCGUCGACGUACACGCUCGUGUGAUUACACACGAAUUAGGAUAUUUCUAAUCGUAUGACACUGCAAGGCACGCGAUUCACGCCGACGCGUAUGGCAAUAAAUUGAUGUCAGUCGCUAAAGAGAGAACGAUUGAUCUGCCGCGCGAUUGUUCUUUUCUGGCCCCCCCCGAUUCGUUUUCGUGACUUUCGUGAUGCAUUUCUCAAAAUUAACCAAUGGUCACGCAAUUGGGCCAAUUUAUUAAUAAUACUUUUGCAUUGUCUUCGCUCCAAAUCCAAGAAUAAUUCUUUGAGCCAGUGCAGCGCAUACGCGAAUAGUAUAGAUAAAAAAAUUAACGAGUAGAAUCAACGCUUCGGUCAAUAUUUCUUUUUCUCUUCUCUUAUGCGAUUAACGUAAAAAAAAGUAUUCACGAACAUCGUACAACAUCACGACUUACGAAACGUAUUCAAGUCUUCCACGAGUGAAACACGUGCUUACUUGCAACCGACAAUAUGUAUGUAUAUCAUUCAGUUUUUCGAAACUGCUAGUAAACGUUUUGAACGAGAGACGUCCUCUGUUUGCAAUUCUAUCUUCCUAGCGAGGCGACAAUGCAGCACUCAUUGAGGCACCGUGAUAUCUGCGGUUUCUCUCUGGCGCAACCUCUUCUUUUUUUUUUUAUACACAUAUCUAUAUGUAUAUCUAUAACAGAAAACAAUUCGUUCAAAUAAACUUGUAUACUGAAA
This is a messenger RNA of Cyphomyrmex costatus, 1148 nucleotides long. RefSeq names its product cuticular protein 28 (gene CPR28). Gene Ontology annotation, molecular function: structural constituent of chitin-based larval cuticle. Bases 78 to 395 code for a protein of 105 amino acids. Gene Ontology annotation, cellular component: chitin-based extracellular matrix. The record is from RefSeq and is a predicted model, not a curated record. Lineage: Eukaryota; Metazoa; Arthropoda; Insecta; Hymenoptera; Formicidae. The transcript has 3 exons.